AUGAAGCAUGAGAGGAUUCUCCAGUUCUUAGGCACGGAGUGGAAACCAGACGACAGCAGCCUGCUCAUUGUGCUUCAGUACGCUGAACAUGGUUCUCUUCAUUCCUUUCUGUGUAAACACGCCAGCAGCUGGAUGCUGUCCAUGAGGCUGUGCCAGUCCUUAUCGGAGGGACUUUCCUAUCUCCACUCUGACCUCCGCAGCAAUGAUGUGCACAAACCUCCCGUUGCCCACAGAGACCUCACCAGCUCCAAUGUACUGGUGAGAGCAGACGGGACUUGUGUCUUGUGUGAUUUUGGAUCCUCCACCAUCCUACGUUCUUGUUCAGGACAUCGCUUCUGGAGAAACCACUCCACAACCAUGACGGGUCAUCUUCAGUUUUGCACGCUCAACUACAUGUCCCCUGAGAUCCUGGAGGGCUCUGUGAACCUCAGCAGCAGCUCAUUUCUCCUGCAGGGUGACAUCUAUGCCUUAGGUCUGAUUUUGUGGGAGAUAUGGAUGCGCUGUUCUGAUUUGUUUACAGGGGGCGCUGUUCCAGAGCAUCUCCUGCCUUAUGAACUGGAGCUGGAUGCCGAUGUAACACUGGAGAGGCUCAUCCUGUUUGUGUCUGAGAUGGACAGGAGACCCUCCAUUCCUGGAAACUGGGAGAUGUUACCACAGGGACUUGGGCUAAAGGAGCUGCUGACAGACUGCUGGGACCGAGACACAGACGCUCGGCUGUCAGCUCCGUGUGUCGUAAACAGAUUAAUGUCUCUGUAACCUUUUAAACGCGAUGAUUUUUGUUCCUUUUUUUUUUCUUCCAAGUUGAUACAUUUAUGGAUAUAAAGAUAAUGGUUCCCGUUUUGUCUCACCGCUGUUUGUUGUAGUUUCUCAUUUUUUGCUUGCUAUGUAAUCUGAUCGCAUGAACUUUCAAUA
This is a messenger RNA of Xiphophorus maculatus (southern platyfish), 912 nucleotides long. Its product is annotated as bone morphogenetic protein receptor type-2-like. Gene Ontology annotation, cellular component: plasma membrane; signaling receptor complex. Gene Ontology annotation, biological process: BMP signaling pathway; cellular response to growth factor stimulus; protein phosphorylation. Gene Ontology annotation, molecular function: transforming growth factor beta receptor activity; ATP binding. The record is from RefSeq and is a predicted model, not a curated record. The transcript is spliced from 6 exons. The coding region runs from base 1 to 756 and encodes 251 amino acids. NCBI's taxonomy places the organism in Eukaryota, Metazoa, Chordata, Actinopteri, Cyprinodontiformes, Poeciliidae.